Morchella sextelata is the source of this 1641-nucleotide messenger RNA. RefSeq lists its product as uncharacterized. The coding region runs from base 1 to 1641 and encodes 546 amino acids. The transcript is spliced from 3 exons. The record is from RefSeq and is a predicted model, not a curated record. NCBI's taxonomy places the organism in Eukaryota, Fungi, Ascomycota, Pezizomycetes, Pezizales, Morchellaceae.
AUGCCGCCACCAGCCUCUAACGGCUCCAGCAUCUCGAGUUCAGCCGCCAGCCACCACAGCGGCGUCGGCGGCGGCGCUAUUCCUAUGAUGGCUGCCCCUGUAGGAGGAGUAGGAGCAGGAGUAGGGGCAAUAGCUGCGAGGGAUAACAAUCCACUCCACGCCUACCAGCAGCAGCUCCAGGCGUCCCAGGCUGCUCUAGGUCAGCAUCCUUCGUAUCAAGGCCAGUCUUCAGUUUCGUCGUCACUGCAAGUGUCACAACAGGCAUCUCAGCAGCAACAAUCGCCGUCCACACCCACCUCGGCCUCGUCAAUAUCGGCCUCAUCAAUAGCAGUACAUCAACAGCAGCUGCUGCUCAACAGACAAAUGGAAUCUCAGAACCAGCUACAGCUGGACAAGAGCCGUGUCACGCUCCUCCUCGAAAUCAAUGCAGAGCUUCUAAGGGAAACGGUGUCCAUCCAGGCCAAUGGGAAAAGCCCAUCGCAGCCCGGCGAGGAGAGAGCUGGGCAUGACAAGGGGUUUUAUGAGUGUAUGCGUCGCCUCCAAUGCAAUCUUGCCUAUCUUGCCGCCAUCGCCGACCGAUCCCACAAGCCCGCCUCACAAGUCCCGCCCUCCCCUAACAUUCUCGUCCCCCCUCCGGACAUGCCAGUUCUGGCAGACCUAUACAAGCGGCUACAGGCGCUAUACCCAGGUGUAAAGCCCACCAACCCUCCCCCGCUCGACCAGCAGCGACAGAAUGCCAACUCCCAGGGAGGCCGAGGCAGCCAGAACGCGUCGCCAAAGGUGGUACCUGUAGACAAUAAGCCACAACCUCCGCAGACACCUCAACAUGCGCAGAUGCCUCGACACGCCGCGUCGCCGACGCCUCCUGCGCAAAUAUCGCACCAGAUGCCGCCUCAGCAGCAGCAACAACAACAGCCACAGCAGCCAAUGCAGCAUAUAGCGGGCAUACCGGGAAUGCCAGGGCAGCAUGUACAGUACUCACAGCAGCAGAAUCCUGCCCAGCAUAAUCCGUCACAGAUGGUGCAGCACCAACAACAGCCACAACACCAGCAGGGCAUCAACCCGAACUAUGCCCACCUUCAGCAGCAGCGCCACGCCGCAAUGAUGCAGGCACAGGCACAGGCGCAAGGCCGCCAGAUGCAGGCUCAGAUAGGUGGCAUCCCCUCGAGUAUGGGUAUGAACCCCGGUAUCGUGUCAACCGGCAUGAGCAAUGGGAUUCCCGUAACUUCAAUGGGGCAGCACCCGGGGAUGCCACAGCAAGCAAUGAUGGGAAAUAUGGCGGGUAUGGCGAUGGGGAUGGGUCCACAAGGGAUGGGGUCACAAGGGAUGGUCCCUCAAGGGAUGACGCAGGGGAUGGGCGUCCCGGGCAUGGGAGCACCGAUGGGAGUGCCGGGCAUGGGGGCUCCGGGCAUGGGGGCUCCGGGCAUGAAUAUGGGCAUGCCGGGCAUGAAUAUGGGCCCUAUGAACCCGGCUAUGAACCCGGCUAUGAACAUGGGGAUGGGGGGGAUGAACAUGAGCAUGGGGAACAUGGGCGGCAUGGGCGGCAUGAGUGCGGGCAUGGGCGGAGGCAUGGGCCAGCCGGGAUUCCAGGAGAACAUGGGCCAGGGCAUGUGGAAUGGAGGUUGGCCCGGGCAGGGUUAA